This is a messenger RNA of Plasmodium gonderi, 5340 nucleotides long. Its product is annotated as zinc finger protein. Gene Ontology annotation, molecular function: protein binding. The record is from RefSeq and is a predicted model, not a curated record. The transcript has a single exon. NCBI's taxonomy places the organism in Eukaryota, Apicomplexa, Aconoidasida, Haemosporida, Plasmodiidae. The coding region runs from base 1 to 5340 and encodes 1779 amino acids.
AUGAAUAUACCAAACAACGCAGAAAGAAUUGGAAGAAGUAACAAUAAUAACAACGGAAUAAAUAUCCAGGGGAACGAGAAUAAUAACUUUCUCGUAAAUGAUGAUGGUAUGUUCAUCGAUGAUAAUAAUAUAUUAGAAGAUGAAUGUAUUACUCCAAAAGACGAUGAAGAAAAUAUAAAUUCAAGAAGAAAAAGAACUGAUAGAUUAAAUAGAAGCGAAAAUAAAAAUAUGGCGAAUGAAAGACGUGAAUCACAAAAUGUUAGUGGAUCCAAUUUAGGUCGUGGUUUGAACAUGUCGCAUGCUCAGAAUUCCCAUGAGCAGUACAUUAAUAGGCAUGAGGAAGGAAGCAAUUCUAGUGUUUUCAUAAACGGAGCUCCAUCAGAAUGUGCAUUACCAGGCAGCGCACAUUCAAAUAGCGCACAUUCAAAUAACGCACAUUCAAAUAACGCACUCCCAAAUAGUGCACUCCCGAAUAGUGCACUCCCGAAUAGUGCACUUCCAAAUAGUGCAUUCCCAAAUAGUGCACUUCCAAAUAGUGCAUUCCCAAAUAGUGCAUUCCCAAAUAAUGCACUUCCAAAUAAUGCACUUCCAAAUAGUGCAAUCCCAAACAGCACAACGCAGACCAUAGCGAGUAACCUUGAAAAUAACAUCUUCCUCUUUAACGGUGAUAACAUCCAAAUGGGUUAUGAUAGGACUAUGAACAGAGGAAUUCAAGUGAAUACUGGAUUUCCCGUGCAGAACAAUCCCAAUGGAAUAGAUUACUUGAAUCAAAAUUUAGUUGGAAAUAAUGGAGGCAUGGGUAUGAUGAGUGUAGACAUUGGUGUAGGAGCAAAUGUAGCCUCAUACGUAGCAGCACGAGAAUGUGAAAAUCAGAAGAACGACACAAAUAUUAGCAAUGGGGGAACAAGAGAUAACUUAUUUGUUAAUGAAUCUAGCAAUUACUUUAUGCAGAACGUAAUUCACGCGGAGAGUAACCAUGCGGAUGAAGUGGGAGAUGGUAGGGAAGAAAGGGAAGAACAAAAUGAUGAGAGGGAAAGACAGUUUGAAGAAAUGAAUAGAAUAAUCGAAGAGAACGAAUCGGAGCCAUCAAAUGAAGAUUCUGAGCGAGGAGAAGUUAGAACAGGUGAAAAUAUGAAAAAGAAAGAUGAUGAAAUAGAAAGAAACAUUUUACAUGCAGUUGAAAGCAUAUCACCAAAUGACGACCUUGCAGUAGAAUCAAUACUGAACAACGAAAAUCAGUUCGAGCAUAUUUCUCAUUUGAAUACAUUAAAUAGUGUAAUAGGAGGAGCAGGAGGAGGAGUAGUACCAUUAUCAUCUACUGGAGGAUUAACACUAGAAAAUUUCAUUCAAUCCUUAAAAAGAGAAUUGACAUGUCCCAUAUGUUUGGAUUAUUUCUACCUUCCUGUUACAAUGAAUUGUGGACACACUUUUUGUAGAUAUUGUAUAGGACAUAACAAAUUGAAUGGAAAAAAUUGUCCUUUGUGUAGACAAGCAUUGGGCCAUACUGUAUGUAUUAACACUAUAAUUUCAAAUUUAGUUCGUAUAUACAACUUGAGAAGGAAAUGUAUUAAGGUGUACAAAUCAAUCGAAAUUGUAAACACUGUAGAUGAAAUGUGGUGGAAUGAGAAUUUUAUAAAAGCACAAGUUAGUGUACCAUUAUUUUUACGUAUUUUCCUAGGAGACAUGAUAUCUGUACCAGUAUUUUUUGAUGACUUAACUGCAUGUAUUGUUGAUUUUUUUACUGCUAAUAAUUUAUGGUCUAAAGCAAAGUGGGUAUUUAAUAUUAAUGAUUGUAAAAUAUUUAGCGAACUUAUUGGGUACGAUAAGGAUAAUAAAGAAAUGACAAAUGAUAGAUUACAUGCUUGGGUUGAAAACUACAUUACACAUAAUCCAUCUAUGUGUAUAAGAAAAGAUGAACAAAUUAUUUUAAAAAUAAUUCAAGACAGAACACACAAAAUUGAUAGCCAAUUAUUUGAUUCAUCUACCUUACCAAAUAGAUUACCAUGGGAUGGUGGAAGACAUGUUAAGAGUUUAAUUCACAUGCCACAUUCCUCUGUUUCAUUAUCUCAUUUGAUAUUUGUGAAAGCAGAAAAUGAAAACAUUGGUGUUGUUGAUUGUGGAUCAACAAUAGGAACAAUGAUAAAAGUUAACAACAAUCAUGUAUUAAAAGAAGGUGAUAUUAUACAUAUUGGUGACAGACUUGAAGUUACGGUGUCGAUUGAUAAGAAUACUGCUGGAAUGCCAUAUAAAGGAUAUGUAUGGGAUAAGAAAUCAAAUAAAGUAUUAGAUAGACAUGAAUUAAAGGAACUAAUGAAAGAAAAAGAUAAGGAAGGAGAAGCAGCAGUAGAAGAAGAUGAAGAAGAAGGGGAAAGAAAAAAAAAAGGAGGAGAGAAUGAAAAUUGUGGAACAAAUGAAAAAGAGGAAGUGACAGAAGAAUCACGAAUGGAAAACAGAUCUGAAUAUAGAAUUGAUAAUAGAUCAGAACAAAUGGUAGAACAGAGAGGAGAAAAUCAAGAAAAUUUUAUCAACAUAACUGAAGAAAACAUUCCAUCGCAUUGUGAAAUUAUUGAAUCCAAUUUAUUAAUAAAAUUCGAUUUUGGUAGUGUAAAAGAUGAAAUUACUUUGAAAACAGAAUAUAUCGAUCCCAAGGGUGUAGUCUUAGGCAGAGGUCCAUAUGCUCAAUCUAGCUAUAAAAAACUUUCAGUUACCAAUUCGAAUGGUUAUGUAUCUAGAGAACACUGUUUAAUAUACUAUGAUGGAACAAAGCCAAUAGGAGAAAGAUGGUUAUUAAGAGACACUAGCACUUUAGGAACAUUCUUGAAAAUUCCAUCCUUUUCAGAACCCGUUCCAUUGCCUGUGGGUACUAUUUUUAAAGCUGGACAAUGCAAAAUUGAAGUUUGCUCUCGUGAGAAUUCUCAACAUUCGCAAAAUCCAGCAAGAUCAUUUUCGUUACUGAAUACGAACAAUCGUCCAAAUUUAGGACAUAACCAUGAUGAUUCAAGAAACAAUGGCAAUGGUAGUAACAAUUCUAACAAUCACAACAAUGGCAAUGGAAGAGGAGGAGGGGGAGGAGGUUAUGGAAACGAAGGAGGAAGUGGUCAAGGUAGUAGCAGUAGUAACCAUUACAAUAAUAAUAGUGGGCAUUAUUAUAACAAUAAUGGAAAUCAUUUUCUCAAUCAGGGCAACCAUGCUCUCAUGAGUGAAAAUCUUUUGUAUGUUACGUGUGGAGAAAGCAGGGAAAUUAGUAGUAAUGACAAUAGUAGUGUAGAAGAUUUUAGUGCAUACAACUUAAGAGAACCAUAUAAUCAGCAGGGUGAGAAUAAUAUGCUAGGAGGAAGAGGAGGGUAUUGGUUUUUCAAUGAAACGCUACCAAGAGAUAACAGGAUGGGGUACAGUAGUUCGUACAAUGUGGAAUUCAAUGAUCCUUAUGACAUAAGAAGAGGAAUGGAGAGAAAUGAUAACAAUGGAAGAGGCAAUAACGAUGGAAGCAGUAAUAACGUAGUUUCCAAUAGAAUGGGUAUUAAUCAACACCACAAUCACAAUAGGGAUACGUACUUUUACAAUUAUCUUCAACAUAGGAAUAUGAGCGGUGAAGGAAACAAUGCCAAUAUAAACAGCUUUAAUGGAUCCAAUGAGAACAGCGAUAAUGAGAAUGGAAAUAAUGAUUUUACAAGUUAUGACUAUGAUGGAGCAAACAAUAAUGGCCAUGCAAAUGAUACGAAUAGAAAUCAGAACAGUGGGAAUCAUGGCAACAGCAAUAAUCAGAACCAUUACAACGAUAACAUGGGUGGGAGAAAUCAUGGUGUCCAGGAGAAUGGAGAAAGUGAGUAUCAGACGAAUGGAUACCACGAUGGAAGAAACCUUUUUUACGACAUAUUCAACAGGGACUCCCGAAUUGAUAAUCAUGUGCAUAACAAUGAUGGAGAAAUAAAUCAGAUGAGCCAAGAAAGCAAUUAUAACAAUAUGUGCUACCAUGAUUGUAAUUUUGUAGGUGUGCGCGAUGAUGAAGUUUCCAUAUGUAGUUUAUUGCAAUCCACUAGCAGUAAUGACAUAUAUGUAAAUGAUUCGAGAAUGCCAAACCCAUUUGUGUAUAAUGCAGAUAAUGAAGGAUGCAAUAAUGGUACCAUUAGAAAUCAUAUGAAUGUAUACAGAAGUGGGCAAUUAUUAGAUUUAGAAACUGGUGGUAACAGUUUUCAGAAUAACCAAAUAGCUUCGACUAGUGUACAGAAUGAUUUAUCGAACAACAGUGAAGGGGCAAAUAGAGAAAUUUUGUUUCAAAAAUCGUAUGAAGAAAUCGAAAGUAGAAAUGGUUUAUCAAAUGAUGGUUCAAAUGAUAGGGAAAGAACAAACAAUAACUCUAGUGCUGUUGCCAAUGUUGCUGAGAACAUAGCGAACGAUGGUCAUCACGAAGAGGAAAACGAUAGUGAUAAUGACGAAGAUUUGAGAAAAUAUAUAAAUAUGCGAGUGGUAGAGGAGCCUAAGAUGAGUGAAAUUAUCAUCCCAUAUAAACAUUUUCUUAGAACUGUUAAUAAUUAUGAGAAGAAGAUGAACAUGAACCCACAGAAGAAAAGUAACAAGAGAAACAUGGAAGUAGUAGAAGAUGCACGCAAUGGUCUAGUCCAUUGGAAUUCUAUGAAUGGAGAAAAAUUGAAUAUAUUGGAUGAGAACAAUAGCAUUGUUGAUAGUAAUAACAUGAGCAGCAGAAUUAACAGGAAUUGCAACAGAACGAGUACUGGCAUAAAGAAAAAGAGAAAUCACUCAGAAACAUUUUCAAACAAUAAUUACACAACCGUUCGAGAGAAAGAAGAAAGAGGAAAUAACAUAAUUGAAAAUGAAGUUUUUAAGUGGAAUUCCAAACAGGAUGAUCUAGAUGAUAACAAUGUGUACACGAAAAAUAUUAACACGCCUGCAGCUCACUCAUGCAUAUUUACCGAAAUUGAAUCUUUUAGAUUAAUGUAUAAUUACAUUAUCAGCUUAGGAUUAAAUUUCAGCGAACAUUCUAUGAUGAAUCGAAGACACAUUUUAGAAGACAAUGAAGAAUUUUUGAAUAUGCUAAACAGUUCUAAUGUGCAAACAAAAGAAAUUAAUUCUUUAAAUAUAUUUCCCACAGAACUGUUACCAGCACAUCUGAAUUCCCUUACUCAAAUUGGAGAAGCAGGAAGAAGAACAGUAGGACGAGAUGAUGUUUAUGAUGCUGGUGAGGAUGAUUCUGUUGUGGAUGAUGCUGGAGCGGAUGAUGUUAAUGAGGAUAAUGAAAGCACGAAAAAAAUUUUAUAUUCCCAAUAUUGCAGUAUUAGUGAUAACAAGAAUUUGUUUUAUUCCUUAAAGAUGAAUAAGUAA